This is a messenger RNA of Betta splendens (Siamese fighting fish), 1719 nucleotides long. RefSeq names its product ALK and LTK ligand 1 (gene alkal1). Gene Ontology annotation, biological process: positive regulation of ERK5 cascade; positive regulation of ERK1 and ERK2 cascade. Bases 690 to 1262 code for a protein of 190 amino acids. The record is from RefSeq and is a predicted model, not a curated record. The transcript has 6 exons. NCBI's taxonomy places the organism in Eukaryota, Metazoa, Chordata, Actinopteri, Anabantiformes, Osphronemidae. Gene Ontology annotation, molecular function: receptor tyrosine kinase binding; receptor signaling protein tyrosine kinase activator activity.
GAAGAAGAAGAAGAAGAAGAAGAAGAAUACAAUUCAAAUAUUGCACAUAAUCCUUGAUGGAUCCAUUUUCCAUCAAAUGUCUGACUUUAAUAGACGACUGUCACAGUGCUGGACUUGACUUAUUGUGGAUUAUUACUAACUUUGAUUAGGCUGAGGCCACAGGUGUCCGACAAAAUCAGCCGGUGAAGCUGACAGCUGCAUGUCACUGGGAGAAGCUUGAUGUGGCGGUUGGAUGGAGGCAAUAACAGGCGGCUUUAGUGAGUCACAUACAGUUGGUGAAGCCUGCGGCUGCAGGUGUCUGACGACGUAUGCAAGUUGAGGUGGUGACUGCAUCUGACACUUUGAAACGCAUUUGGGUCUCAGCAGUCAAACGCUGCUGACUAUGAAGCAGCACAAUUAUAUACCAAUGAGUGUCUAAAUGGAGAUAAUAUGAAUAAGUAAAUGAAACAUGUCAUAAAUAUAAUGUAAAAUAUAAUAUAAAGACCAACAACAGAAGGAGGUGCCCAAGCGUUUUACUACAUUGUGCCAAACAUUAAUUAACCUGCAGAUUCCAUGCUUUGCUUCACGUUUCACUGUUUGCAUUUAAACAGGUGAUCAUCUGCCGUGCUGUAGUAGCGCGGCAACUUUUCCCACUUCACCUGGAGUUGCUUCGCGGAAUUUCAAAAAUUCCCAGUCGCCCUGCUACCGUUAUGGAUUUCCAUGGAAGCCAUGGCCGCUCCCGGAGGCGCAGUCACAAGACGUGGACACCGGCGAAGAAAAGCGUCGACGCGCUAACAGGCAGUGAAGUCAUGCAGGUGGAGAGGAAAUGGCACAUAUUGUCGACUAUCUUCUUUCUGCUCAUCACCUCGGGCCGGUGCAUGGACAGCAAGGAGGUCAAGCCAAAAGAGAGAAGGACCCUGUUGGACCUUAUCUUGCAGGUUAUCAGAGACAGCCAGCAGCGGGAAGCACACGGGUCCAAGCGCUGCAACAGUGGUCUCCUCACUUCAGCCCAUGACAUGAAGUUCUCCUCCCGCGAAAAGCCUUUGUAUGUUCCUAGGCUGGAUAAUAGUAGACUCAUAGAAAUGGCUCCUAGAGAUGUAAAUAUGAAAGGAAAAUUCCUUCAGCAUUUCACAGCAGGGCCAGUCAAGUUCUCGUCGGAGUGCAGAACACACUUUCAUAGAGUCUAUCACAACACAAGGGACUGCUCAAGACCAGCAUAUUACAAAAGAUGUGCCAGAUUGCUAACACGAUUAGCAAUGAGUCCACUCUGCAUGCAAUCGUAGACAUUGCAUGUUCCAAAACAAUGGACGAGGGACCAACGCGUUGCAAAGGAAGUGCCUUCUGAUACACAGCAUUCAUACCAACAUUAUUGUGUUUCUAUUGUCUCGGUUUUGCUUCUUGUCAUUACUGAAGAUGCUGAUGGACAUCGAUGGUCAUCUUUAAGAUUUUCUUUAUACUUUUAUGUACUCGUAUGUGACAUACUUGUAAGGAAACGUUAAUUCAAUAUUGACAACACUUAUUUAUUGAAAAGUACUAUCAUACAGAUAAUUUCACAAUCACUCAGAUCUGAUUCUGAUGAUUGGUUAUGUAAUUAUAACCAAAAGAGAGGAAGCACUUCCUGAAUUCUGUUAUGUUGUUCCAUUCACCGUCAGUGUCUUCAUCGUAUUUUAUUUGGCACUUGAGUGACUGCUGACAGUGAGAACAUAUGGAGUGUUUAACAAUAAAGAUUAUUGAAGCACA